Molecule: messenger RNA, 594 nt
Organism: Entrophospora sp. SA101
Lineage: Eukaryota; Fungi; Glomeromycota; Glomeromycetes; Entrophosporales; Entrophosporaceae
Source: the annotation of a GenBank genome assembly
AUGAAAUGGAAAAAAACUUCGGCUUCAACAGCCGUUUCUAGUAGUUCAUCGGGACAAAUGUCUUUAAGUAGAGAGCAAGCAGAAUCUUUUGCUGAUCGACUUGCUGAUAGAGUAGAAAGAAGUGAUGGACAGUAUGAACUUGAUGCCUAUAUCCGACAAGGAACUGAUAUGACUAACAUUCAAGAAUUUAAGAACAAACUUCAAGAGUAUCAAGAAGGCACUGAUUAUAUCUAUGAUGAAAGCAAAAAAACUUAUAUUAUUCGUCAUGGAGAACUAAAAAACACCUUUUGGGGAGAUGCUUCUAAUGAGGUUGAAUAUAAAGCAAUAGAAGAUAGCAGAGGAAAUAUGCAGUUUCAGAAGUCUGCUAUCUUUCGUUCUUCCAAGGAAAAGAAAGAAGGAGUCGACCAAGCUCCUUUUGUUCAUUCUGUCGAAAAAAUGAGGGACAAGCAAUGGAAAGAGAAAAAUUUGGGUAAUUUCCCAAAAACAAUUCCUACCUUGCCUCCUAAUUCACAAAAUGAGAAAGAUAAUUCUCACCAAACGGAAGCAAAUUUUCCGGAGGAAAUUGAAGAAGAAUUUGGCUAUUAUAAGCAAUGA